Molecule: messenger RNA, 3402 nt
Organism: Synchiropus splendidus (mandarinfish)
Lineage: Eukaryota; Metazoa; Chordata; Actinopteri; Syngnathiformes; Callionymidae
Gene: sardh
Product: sarcosine dehydrogenase
Exons: 22
Coding region: 131-2881 (916 amino acids)
Cellular component (GO): mitochondrion
Molecular function (GO): oxidoreductase activity; protein binding
Source: RefSeq, a predicted model, not a curated record
CUGGACACUCACUGAAGCCUUUUCUUUUACUUACCUCCUUUCCAGUCCGAAAACAACAACAACUUCGGGCUUCUCCUUUUUCCUGGUGUACUUCCUGGAAGUUGGCAUCGCGUGAAUUAGCGACUGGGCCAUGGCCUUGUUGGGGAGCGCAGUCCGGCGGCUGGUUUCGGCAGUGAGACCUCCCCUGUCUCCCUUGUGCCGAACAAGUGCUCGGUCGUACAGCUCGGAACCCACCAAGGAAAAGAGUGUUCCCUACAAGAAGACCCUCAAGCAGGAUGAUGCAUCCACCUCUGGACCGACGAAGCCGUUGCCAAGGUCUGCAGAUGUGGUCGUCAUCGGAGGAGGAAGUCUGGGCUGUCAGACAGUCUACCAUCUUGCUAAAAUGGGGAUGACAAAUGUGGUUUUGCUGGAGCGAGACAGACUGACUGCUGGCACCACGUGGCACACUGCAGGUCUGCUAUGGCAGCUCCGACCCAGUGAUGUUGAAGUUGAACUCUUGGCUCAUACAAGGAAUGUUGUCAGCAAGGACUUGGAGGAAGAAACGGGUCUCCACACGGGCUGGAUCCAGAACGGAGGACUCUUUAUCGCAUCAAACAAGCAGCGACUGGAUGAGUACAAGCGCCUCAUGUCGCUUGGCAAAGUCUACGGUAUCGAGUCUCAUGUCCUGUCACCAGCUGAGACGAAGGACUUAUAUCCGCUAAUGAAUGUGGAUGACCUGUAUGGAACCCUGUAUGUUCCCAAAGAUGGAACCAUGGACCCUGCUGGUACCUGCACCACUCUGAGCAGGGCUGCAUCAGCCAGAGGAGCCAAGGUGAUCGAGAACUGUCCUGUGACUGGUAUCCAAGUACGGACCGAUGACCUUGGAGUGAAGCGGGUGAAAGCCGUGGAGACCUCCCAUGGCACCAUCGAGACUCCUUGUGUGGUGAACUGUGCCGGUGCAUGGGCGACCAAACUAGGACAAAUGGCUGGAGUGAAGGUUCCUCUCAUCGCAAUGCAUCAUGCUUACGUAGUGACGGAGAGAAUUGAAGGCAUUCAGAACAUGCCAAACGUGAGGGACCAUGAUGCCUCUGUGUACCUGCGCCUUCAAGGUGAUGCACUGUCAGUGGGUGGCUAUGAACAGAAUCCCAUCUUUUGGGAUGAGGUUUCGGAUAAGUUCGCUUUUAGUUUGUUUGACCUCGACUGGGAUGUUUUCAUGCAACACAUCGAAGGUGCCAUCAACAGAGUUCCUGUUCUGGAGCAAACUGGUAUCAAGUCAACAGUCUGCGGUCCAGAGUCCUUCACAGCCGACCAUAAGCCGCUGAUGGGUGAAGCUCCAGAGGUCAGAGGCUUCUUUCUGGGUUGUGGCUUCAACAGUGCCGGGAUGAUGCUGGGAGGUGGUUGUGGCAGAGAACUGGCACACUGGGUCAUUCAUGGGCGCCCUGAAAAGGACAUGUACGGCUAUGACAUCAGACGUUUCCAUAACUCACUCACAAACAACAAUCGCUGGAUCAGAGAGCGGAGCCACGAGUCAUAUGCUAAAAACUACUCGGUGGUGUUUCCUUUUGAUGAGCCACUGGCCAGCCGGAACAUGAGGCGGGAUCCGUUUCACCAGGUUCUGAUGGAGCAAGGCUGUGUAUUCCAAGAGAGACAUGGAUGGGAACGACCUGGCUGGUUCACUAAAGACGGACAAGCUCCUGUUAAAGACUAUGAUUAUUAUGGAGCCUACGAUGUCAAGAAGAAUUCCAAUUAUAAAUACAGCGAUCUGCUGGGCAAAGAGUACACCUUCGACUUUCCUCCCCAUCACGAUGUGAUUAAGAGUGAGUGCCUGUCAUGUAGACACGGUGUGUCCGUGUUUGACAUGUCCUACUUUGGAAAGUUUUACCUCACUGGACCAGAUGCCAAGAAAGCAGCCGAUUGGCUGUUCACCGCUGAUGUCAACAAAAAGCCAGGGUCUACUGUGUACACCUGCAUGCUGAACAAGGCUGGAGGAGCUGAGGCUGACCUGACUGUAAGCAGACUGGAGUCUGGAGCUGCUAACCUUCCCCUGGCACCGGAGUCCAAUGGUGACGCUUACUACCUUGCCAUCGGCGGUGGUGUGGCUGAGCACAACUGGAAUCACAUCAAAACGGUUCUGCAGGACAAAGGCUUCCGCUGCCACCUGACAGACCACUCCGAGGACAUGGGCAUGAUCAGCAUCCAGGGACCCAAGAGUCGAGACGUUCUUCAGGCGGUUUUGGACACAGACCUCAGUAAUGAUGCAUUCCCUUUCUCUACUCACAAAGUGGUCAAAGCAGCCGGCCAUCAGGUGCGAGCCAUGCGCCUGUCGUUUGUGGGAGAACUCGGCUGGGAGUUGCACAUUCCUAAAGACUCCUGCCUUCCUGUCUACCAUGCUGUCAUGGCCGCUGGUGCUCAACACGGCAUCAUCAACUCAGGCUACAGGGCCAUUGACUCUCUCAGCAUUGAGAAAGGUUAUAGACACUGGCACGCUGACCUCCGUCCGGAUGACACACCCUUGGAGGCUGGGCUUGGCUUCACCUGCAAGCUCAAGAGCUCCAUUCCCUUCCAGGGCCGCGAGCGACUGGAGAAACAGAAGGAGGAGGGGCUGAGGAGGCGGAUUGUUGCCUUCACCAUCGAUGAGAAAGUUCCGAUGUUUGGACUGGAGGCCAUCUUCCGUAACGGUGUUCCAGUGGGACACUUGCGGCGUGCAGAUUAUGGCUUCUUCAUCGACAAAACUAUUGGAUAUGGAUACAUCCGGAAUCCGGAUGGCGGCGUGGUGAGUGCUGAUUUCGUUAAGAGUGGAGAGUUCACGCUGGAGAGGAUGGGGGUCACGUACAAGGCCAAGCCUCACCUCAAAUCUCCGUUUGACCCCGAGAACAAACGUGUGAAGGGCAUCUACACUUGAGAGGAAAUGUGUUUAUGAAACAGUCAAACAGUCAGGUACAAGUUUUGUCUCAAAUUAUAUGUUAAAAAAGUUUUCUACUCAGAUCCAUGAAGAACUACAAAUGCUGACAAUUUAAUGUGUCUUUGACAUAGAACUGUGAACUAGUCUUAACAUGAAUGGUGAUGAAUAAGGAUUGUAUGUCGUAAUAGCCAAACCACCAAGGGUGUAAUGAAGUGACCAGAGUGUCAUCAUGUUAUACCUCACCAGUCAUUUAGAUUAAACCUAUCAUGUGCAAAAGGUGCCUUCAUCCAUUAUUCUAGAGUAAUCCAGAAGAUAAUGGUGUGUAGUUUUUAAGAUUAGCCUGGACAUUGUUUCUAAUGAAGUGCAUCAGCCGUGCUAGUAUGUUUUGCUUGUGUCGCUGUUCAACUGUGAAAGUCUCAUUCAUGAAAUGAAGUUUACAAAUUUCAAUUGAUUUGUAUAACCUGGAGUCUUCUCCUGUGUCUGCAUAUUGUGAUGAAUAAAUGCCGUUCAGCGAGUUAAAA